GUCAAAUGGUCGCAGUCUUCUCUGCACAACACGCGGUCUUGGAUGCCGCCUCCUCAGGUCUCCUUCCUGUCCCCUCUGCCCACUCCUGCUCCUACUUUUUCUUGCCUGCAACUUCGCCGGCGAAUCUUUCUUUCUACUCUCCGAACCCAUUCUUCUUCUUCCUCUUCUUCGUCUCCGGCUUCUGUUUGGACUUCCGCUUCGAAUCCGAGCCCAAAAGUCGUGGUGACCAGAGAACGUGGGAAGAACGGCAAGCUCAUCCAAGCUCUGGCUGAACAUGGGAUUGACUGUCUAGAACUUCCCCUUAUUCAGCAUACACGGGGUCCUGAUAUGGAUAUGCUAUGUUCUGUAUUAAGUGCAGAUACAACCUUUGACUGGAUUGUCAUAACUUCCCCUGAGUCAGCGCUGGUCUUUUUGGAGGCAUGGAAGGCAGCUGGGAACCCAAAUGUCAAUGUUGGUGUUGUGGGAGCUGGUACGGAGAGCAUUUUUGAGGAUGUAAUGCAGUUCUCCAAGCGAUCACUGAAUGUUGCGUUUGUACCGUCACAAGCAACGGGUAAGGUUCUGGCUUCUGAGCUUCCAAAGAAUGGGAUAAAGUGCAGUGUGUUAUAUCCUGCUUCUGCAAAAGCUAGCAAUGACAUUGAGGAAGGCUUGUCUAAUCGUGGAUUUGAGGUCACAAGGCUAAAUACAUAUACAACGGUACCAGUCCGGCACAUCGACCAAAUGCUUUUAAUGCAGGCACUUUCUACUCCUAUUGUUGCAGUUGCUUCACCUUCUGCCAUUCGUGCCUGGGUCAAACUUAUUUCUAAGUCGAUGUGGUGCAACCAUUCAGUUGCCUGUAUUGGAGAGACAACUGCUUUGGCUGCAAAAAGAUUAGGCCUGCAAAAUGUGUACUACCCCGCACAACCAGGCCUUGAAGGGUGGGUUGAUGGCAUCCUUGAAGCCUUGGGUGCACAUAAUCAUUUCUAGAAGGCCAUUUUAUCAAGUUCCCCGCCAGAGCUUAGCAAGCUGAAGAGUAAUCAACAAGUUGAGAUAAUGGCAGCAACCCAUUGGUGCAAAAGUCUGUAGCUUAUUCAAACUUUUGCAAGCAGCAUAGCAGAUGGUACAAGAUCUUUGACAUGCUGAAGACACUGUAUCUCAUUGGCAAAGCUUUCUUUUGAAUUUAAUCAAGAGGAUAUCUGGAUGAUCUCCCAAUGAAGAAAGCUUUCCAUUUUCAUUUUAAAGCGAACACCAGGUGCACAACUCUCUCGACAAUGAAUUUGUUUCUAUACUGCACAAAACUUUAACCGAGUUUAUAUUGUCUUAGGAUAAAGUGGUAACUAUUAUCUUUGUCCACAAAUUGUGCUGUAUCAUACCUUUCUGCAUUUAAAUUUUUGGACACAAGCUAUCAGAAAAGAAGCCUUUUAUGCUCA
Messenger RNA from Juglans microcarpa x Juglans regia, 1406 nucleotides. RefSeq names its product uroporphyrinogen-III synthase, chloroplastic-like. The record is from RefSeq and is a predicted model, not a curated record. Bases 43 to 963 code for a protein of 306 amino acids. The transcript has 10 exons. Gene Ontology annotation, biological process: uroporphyrinogen III biosynthetic process. NCBI's taxonomy places the organism in Eukaryota, Viridiplantae, Streptophyta, Magnoliopsida, Fagales, Juglandaceae. Gene Ontology annotation, cellular component: chloroplast. Gene Ontology annotation, molecular function: uroporphyrinogen-III synthase activity.